Molecule: messenger RNA, 3374 nt
Organism: Staurois parvus
Lineage: Eukaryota; Metazoa; Chordata; Amphibia; Anura; Ranidae
Source: the annotation of a GenBank genome assembly
ACAAUGGAGUCUCAGAUGGAGGAAUGGUACAAGGAGGUGGGCGAGCUGCAAGCCCAGAUUGCAUCUCUUCCAUUGGAUGUAGCCAGCCAAGAGUCAGUGGAUCAGAAGCAGAAUGAAGUCGGAACCAGGAUUGUGCGGCUAAUCGAGCCACUGAAGGAGAGAAGACGGAUUCUCCUAGCCUCUAAAGAGGUCCAUCAAGUCACCCGGGACCUGGAAGAUGAAAUUACUUGGGUACAGGAGAGGCUGCCUCUUGCUACGGCUAAAGAUCAUGGAAGCAACUUGCAAACUGUGCAGCAGCUCAUGAAGAAAAACCAGAACCUGCGACGAGAGAUCCAGGUACAUACCCCUCGAGUGGACGACAUCUUGGAAAGAGCAUCAGCCAUUGCCAGUAUCCGCAGUCCAGAGGCAGAGGGUGUCAAGAUAGGGUAUGAGAGCCUACGGGAGAUGUGGGGUGUUCUGCGGGAGGAAACUGAAAGGCGGCAACAGCUGUUGGACAUCAACUACCAGGUGCAGCAGUAUUACUUUGAUGUGGGUGAAGUGGAGACAUGGCUGAGCGAGCAGGAACUUCUUAUGAUGAAUGACGAAAAGGGAAAAGAUGAGCAGAGUACACUGCAGCUCUUGAAAAAGCACUUGAUGGUGGAACAGACCAUUGAGAACUAUGAGGAAACCAUUGCUCAGCUGUCUCGGCAGUGCCGUAACCUCCUAGAUCUAGGGCAUCCCGACAGUGAGCAGAUAAGUAGGCGGCAGUCUCAGAUUGAUCGGCUCUACGUGUCUCUGAAGGACCUGGUGGAGGAGCGCAAGGGGCGUCUGGAACAGCAGUAUUGGCUCUUUCAGCUGAGCCGCGAGGUGGAUGAGCUGGAGCAGUGGAUUGCAGAGAAGGAGGUGGUGGCUGGGUCUCCGGAGCUGGGCCAGGAUUUUGAACAUGUAACACUUCUUCAGGAGAAGUUCACAGAGUUUGUCACUGAGACGGGCAGUAUAGGACAGGAACGCAUCUCUGCUGUGAAUCAGAUGGUGGAUGAACUCAUUGACUAUGGCCACUCGGAUGCAGCCACCAUAGCAGAGUGGAAAGAUGGUGUGAAUGAGGCCUGGGCGGACUUGCUGGAACUGAUGGAGACAAGAGCGCAGAUGCUGUCUGCUUCUCAUGAACUACAGAAGUUCUUUAAUGACUGCAAAGAGGUCCUGUCCCAGGUGGAGGAGAAGAAGCAGAGGAUCCCAGAGGUGAAGGCACAGGAAGCUCGCCUCUCAGCUGGUUCACUGCAGCGAAUUCUUAGCUCUUUUGAACAUGACAUUCAGGUCCUUGUCACUCAGGUACGACAGCUGCAGGAGAAUGCUGCCCAACUGCGCACAGUAUAUGCAGGCGAGAAUGCGGCUGCCAUUGUCACCAGUGAGCAGGAAGUAAUGCGUUCCUGGAAGGAGUUGCUAACCACCUGUGAAGAAUGCAGGCUGCAGAUCACCACUACCAGUGACCGCAUGAAGUUCCUGGGUCUUGUGAAGGACCUGAUCUCCUGGAUGGACAGUAUUAUCUGUCAGAUUGGAACUGCAGAGAAACCCAGGGAUGUGUCUUCCGUGGAAGUUCUCAUGAGUUAUCAUCAGGGAUUAAAGAGUGAAAUUGAGGCAAGAAAUAAGAGAAUUGCGGACUGUGUAGAGCUAGGAAAGUCCUUGGUCCUAAACAAGAGGCCGGCGUCUGAAGAGAUUAAGCAGAGCCUGGACAAGCUGAUGGCAAAGAAGAAGGAGAUGCUGGACAAAUGGCACAAACACUGGGAAUGGCUGCAGCAGAUGCUGGAAGUGCACCAGUUUGCUCAGGAAGCUGGAGUAGCUGAGGCCUGGUUGACUGCUCAGGAGCCCAUAGUGAAGAGCCCAGAACUGGGCAACAGCGUGGAUGAGGUGGAGCAGCUGAUCAGACGGCAUGAAGCCUUCCGUAAAACUGCAGCCGCCUGGGAGGAGAGAUUCAGCUCACUAAGGCGCCUCACUACGCUGGAGAAGAUGAAAGCUGAGCAGAGCAAACAACCCGCGACCCCACUCCUUGGCCGAAAAGUUUUCCCAGACACCACAGACUUUUCAUCUCGACCAUCUCCUCUUGCUCAACAGUCAUUCCAUGAAAAGCCAGAGACUAAGCUGGAGCAGAAGGACACUCUGUCUGUUCCUAAUGGGGUUCAGCUGGAAAGCCACAGAAUACGGGCAGAGAGGGGAGAAGCAAGAGUAGGGUAUGUGCGGCAAGAGAUGAAGCCGGAGAGACUUCAGCCAAAGAUAGAUCAUGUGGAGGCUAAGAUAACAGAGAAGAUUCAGCCUGCUCAGGAAGGAACACGUGGGGAAAGAUCAGAGGUCAAAGUCGCUCAAGGUAUGGCCACUUUGACUGUGGACAAAGCAGAGGGUAAGUUGAGUCGUCAUGCUGAGCGGAGAAGAGAAAGGCAUGAUCGCAAGCUGGAACGCCAGGAGUCCAGUGAGCAUGAGGUUCCCAAACCAGAGCAUGUAGAGGAAAGGAGGAGACGAGACCGACAUGACAAAAGGCUGGAGAGACAGGGGUCCAGUGAACAAGAAACACCAAAACCGGAGCAGCCAGAAAGGAGGAGAGAUCGGCAUGAGAGGAGGGCAGAGAAGCCGGAGUCCAGUGAGCAGGAGACGCCAAAGAACGAGCCUGAAAAACAAGGAGGAAAGGCGACACUUGCCGAUAUUGUAGAACAGCUGCAGGAAAAAGAAGCAUCACAGAAUAACCCUGCAAAUCGGAUUCUCCGGCCCGCUUACCUAAUGGCGUGGAAAAGCUUCCAGAAAGAACACCCAGGCCUGACCGGCCAAGAGCAAGAGAUCGACCCAAACCCAGAAGAAGACCUCGUCCUAAGGACCCAAACCAAGCACCGGGGGAGGCCCGGAGAUCCCGCUCAGCUCCAGCACAGAGCAACACCCCCCCUCCACCUCCUCCAUCCCACACCGUACAACUGGAAGGAUACCUCUUCAGGAAACAUGAGCUGGAUGGACCCAGCAAAAAAGCCUCAAACAGGUCCUGGGUAAACUUGUACUGUGUGCUCAACAAAGGGGACUUGGGGGUCUACAAGGAUGCAAAAAGUCAAAGUUCAGGCGCAACACACGGAGGGGAACCCCUACUGAACCUACAUGGAGCUUCCUGUGAAAUAGCCAAUGAGUAUAAGAAAAAGAAGUUUGUCUUCAAACUCAGGUCGACAGAUGGAAGAGAGUUCCUCUUUCAAGCUAAAGAUGAGGAGGAAAUGAAAAACUGGAUUACGGCUAUAACCACUUGUGUUUCUGAACAUGCUGAGAUAGCCAAAUGGAGCCAGACCCUUCUUACUACCUCCUCCACCGACGAAGGAAACAUCAAACGAGAGUCUGAUCGCAGAUCCAGCGCCGGGGGCCGUAAGAAGUGA